GCAGAAAUUUUCUUUUAGAUGCUUCAAUUCAAAUUAAUCUUACUGCCCGCUUAGAUAAUUGUUGGGACUCUGGUUUGUGUUCUGAAGAACGAAGACUUGAAAGUGGAGACUCACUCUCUAUUCUCUCUCUAGGUUCCAUCACAGCUGAAGAUCGAGAACUAGGGUUUUUGCUCUUCAUUCAGUUUGCGUCUGACUUGAGAAGAAGGUCCGCACCAUGGAGGCAGUGGUGAUUGACGCUGGUUCGAAGCUCCUUAAAGCAGGCUUUGCCGUCCCAGAUCAGGCUCCGUCCAUGAUAAUUCCUACCCAAAUGAAACGCAUGCCUGAAGAUGGAUCAUUGACUGAUACUUCAUUAGAUGAGGACAUUACUGUUGAUCCAGUAGUACGGGGUUUUAUUAGAGAUUGGGAUGCCAUGGAAGAUUUGUUGCAUCAUGUUCUAUAUACUGGCCUUGGAUGGGAAAUGGGCAAUGAAGGACAAAUUUUAUUCACGGACCCACUUGCAACUCCCAAGACUGUUAGAGAACAAUUGGUGCAAUUGAUGUUUGAAACAUUUAACAUCUCGGGCUUUUAUGCGUCGGAGCAAGCAGUGUUAUCACUUUAUGCAGUGGGGCGUAUCUCAGGCUGUACUGUCGAUAUUGGUCAUGGAAAGAUAGAUAUUGCACCAGUGAUUGAAGGAGCGGUUCAUCAGAUAGCUUCGAGAAGAUUUGAGAUUGGAGGUAUUGAAUUGACAAAGCUGCUUGCUCAGGAGCUUGCUAAGUCCAAUCCACUUGUAAAAAUCAAUAUUUCUGAUGUUGAGAAAUUGAAAGAGCAAUACUCAUGCUGUGCUGAAGAUGAUCUUGCUUACGAGAAGACCCAAAAGUCCUGCCAGCAAGAGCAACAUACUCUGCCUGACGGGCAGGUUAUCACGAUUGGGCGAGAAAGAUAUACUGUUGGAGAGGCUUUAUUCCAACCUUCUAUUUUGGGUUUAGAGGCACAUGGAAUUGUUGAGCAACUAGUUCGUAGUAUCUCGUCUGUAUCAUCUGAGAAUCACCGACAGCUGCUGGAAAACACAGUACUCUGUGGUGCGACUGCCUCUAUGUCUGGUUUUGAGGAUAGAUUCCAGAAAGAAGCUAGUCUCUGCUCAUCAGCUGUCCGUCCUUCUCUUGUAAAGCCUCCAGAGUAUAUGCCAGAGAACUUGACAAUGUAUUCAGCAUGGGUGGGAGGUGCCAUACUUGCCAAAGUUGUCUUCCCUCAGAAUCAGCAUAUAACCAAGACAGAUUACGAUGAAACUGGACCUUCCAUUGUUCACCGGAAAUGCUUCUGAAAAUUCCUACAUUAGUGAGUUCUUAAGUCCUAGUUUGGCCUUGAGUUCCUGGUUGUAUUAUCAGUUACUAGUUAUGUUAUGGUAAGCCAUGAUUUGAUUACCGUUCUGACACGAAAGAAAAUAGCUGAUUAACUUGUGGUCUAAAAUAUCGUAGUUCAUUUCUGUCACUUAAUUUAAAGCCAACCUUUUAUACACCAGAACAGAACACCUUAUUUAUGGUAAACUGCUGUAGACCUCUCUCUCGAAUUGUUUUAUAAAAUCAUUUUUCAAGCAA
Cornus florida is the source of this 1574-nucleotide messenger RNA. Its product is annotated as actin-related protein 7. Gene Ontology annotation, cellular component: nucleus. The transcript has 7 exons. Lineage: Eukaryota; Viridiplantae; Streptophyta; Magnoliopsida; Cornales; Cornaceae. The record is from RefSeq and is a predicted model, not a curated record. Gene Ontology annotation, biological process: anatomical structure morphogenesis. The coding region runs from base 215 to 1300 and encodes 361 amino acids.